Molecule: messenger RNA, 1665 nt
Organism: Daphnia pulicaria
Lineage: Eukaryota; Metazoa; Arthropoda; Branchiopoda; Diplostraca; Daphniidae
Product: acetylgalactosaminyl-O-glycosyl-glycoprotein beta-1,3-N-acetylglucosaminyltransferase-like
Exons: 5
Coding region: 396-1622 (408 amino acids)
Cellular component (GO): membrane
Molecular function (GO): hexosyltransferase activity
Source: RefSeq, a predicted model, not a curated record
CACGCAGCAGGUACCUUUUUUUUUUGUUUUCUGUCUACUAAGCAAAUCUAUCCAGCACUUAGUUCCGAGGAAUAAUACGCUUGCAAUAAGAUGUGCACCAGUUCAAGACCAACUUUCAUCUCAGAUGCUACACGUCCAAUUACGGUGUAGUACAGUACUGUGUAACAUUUUAUUGGAAAAGAAAAACGAGCAGCAACUAUAUUAGACGAUUGAUUCGUUUCGUAUUUCAGGUAUAUUACACUUUUAUUACCUGCGAUAUUAUAUAUAUUACAUGCGAUAUGUUAUGUAACAUGUAACCACUUGUAAAAUAUUUGGCAUUCAAAUAUGUCUAGAUCCAGGAUGUUUUAAAAUUGGUUUUAAUGUACACAUUCGAUUGAUACCAUGUAUUACGAAAUAUGAGUUAUUUCACCUUCGUUAAUGCGCUCAUUCUGCGGAAACUCAACAAGAGACGCGUUUUUGCCCAGUCGUUUUGUCUGGCCGUCACUUUGACUUUUUUAUUUGUUUUACUCGUUGACCCACGUCAGUUCAGUGCAAAUGUUCCAGCAUCACCUGUCUUUGAAAUAGCUCAUCAAUUCGAAAUUGCUCGAAACAUUGUCGCUAAUAGCGCAAGUGAAGGAAGAGGGCUGAGCGGGUACACUGGUUACACUGUUCAAAGACUAGGCCUCAAACCCAUACCAGUUCCUCCACUUGAGCCAAACAACAAAGAGUCGGUUGUCAAUGAUGUGCUCUCCUUUCACUAUCCUAUCGACAUAAAUGCCCAACAGAAAUUCAAAUGUCCCUACUGGACGGACCAGUCCUUGAAUGCUUCCGGAAGCGUCGACACAACAUUACUGAUUGUGGUGAUCUCGGCCGCAGGGCAUUCGGCCAAAAGGAAUUUGAUUAGAACGACAUGGGCCGGUCCAAGUCUGUUGAAUGUCGAUUGGAUUCAACUGAUUUUUCUGGUCGGAUCGACUCCUGACGAGGAUAAAGUUCUCAAGGAUCGGCUGGAGAAGGAAAACGCUCAGCAUCAAGACUUAGUUCAAGUGAAUGUCGUCGAUUCUUAUGCGAAUUUAACGUUAAAGAGUAUCGCUCUGCUUCACUGGGCAGACGGCCAUUGCCCUGGUGUCAAGUUGGUCCUCAAGUGUGACGAUGAUAUUUACCUCAACCUCAAUGUGUUGAUUAAUCUCUUGAGAAAAGAGCAAUUCCAGCAGACGGAUCGCCUCUAUGGAUUGGGAAUUGUGCAAGAUCGCCCUCAACGAGAUCCAAAUAACAAAUACUACAUCAGCCGAGUCAUCUGGCCUUGGAACACGUACCCCGCUUUCUUGUCUGGAGGUGGAUACCUUAUGGGCCGGGACACUAUUCAACCUUUACUGAGUGCAACACAGACCACUCCUUUUUUCCCACUGGAAGAUGUUUUUCUCACGGGAAUCUGUGCCCGCAAAGCCCGCAUCACGUCCGUUUCAUCUCGAAGAAUCUACGAGCGCUUUAUUCCGAAGAAGUUGGACGCCUGUUUCGUCCGUUCCACAGCUAUGUGGCAGACGCAAUCCAAGAUUCAAUUCCUCCAAUCGCACAAUAUCGUUUCUCUCAUUUAUCAACGUCGCUUGCCCUGUCGAACAGCCUGUAAAUACCUUGGCAUUUGCUAGAAUACACACACGCGUGAUGGUGGUGCCGUAUCGCUUUUCAAGU